UCAAGAACUUGGAAAAAAAAAAACUAACAUGUCUCAAGAAACAGAGAAAAACAAGAAUAAUGAAAACAAAACAACAGAUGAAAGAAUACGUGAUAUUAUGCAAAAUAAUGCUAACAUGACCAAAACAACAGACACACAUAUCAAAUCAACAAAUAAAUCUCUUUUAGAAACACCUACAAGUACUCUGAGUUUGUAA
Molecule: messenger RNA, 196 nt
Organism: Scutellospora calospora
Lineage: Eukaryota; Fungi; Glomeromycota; Glomeromycetes; Diversisporales; Gigasporaceae
Source: the annotation of a GenBank genome assembly